This is a messenger RNA of Brachypodium distachyon (stiff brome), 1317 nucleotides long. Its product is annotated as bZIP transcription factor RISBZ2. Gene Ontology annotation, biological process: regulation of DNA-templated transcription. Gene Ontology annotation, molecular function: DNA-binding transcription factor activity. NCBI's taxonomy places the organism in Eukaryota, Viridiplantae, Streptophyta, Magnoliopsida, Poales, Poaceae. The record is from RefSeq and is a predicted model, not a curated record.
AUGAUGAAGCGCAAGUUCCCACUGGAGGAGGAAACCCCUAACCCCGAUCCCUUUCGGAUCCCGUCCCCGCCAUCGCCGCUGUCGAUGUUCCAGACUCAGGUCGUUGACGGGGGCGUCGAAGGUUCUAGUGGCGAUGUGAUGAACCCGUCCCUUCCAGAUUGGUGCUUCUUGGAGGAGUCGCUGCUCAGCAUCCCCAACCCUUCAGCAUCGAACCCGAAUGAUUUGGUUCUUGACCCUGAUGUUAUGAUGGAUACAAGCCCGAAGAGGCGCUGCGUCGACCCUGAGGUGGAGAGAGUCGAGGUGAUCCCAAGGCCGCUGCCUUCACCAGCGACGGCAAGUGUGAUGCAGGACCCCGCGGUGUACAACGCAAUGCUGAGGGAGAAGCUGGAUGAGGACCUUGCUGCCGUUGCCUUGCUGACGUUGCUUCAUUCUCCUAUUUGUGUUCAUAUAGAUAAUGAGAUUCUAGUGCAACAAAUGUCAGGUGGUGGCCAAUAUGGAGGGACUAGUCCAAAUCUUGCUCAAAAUCCAGAUGUCAGUGUGAGGCAAGUUAGCUCUCCCUUAAGGGAGCAAUCACCAUCAACUAAUAAUAUCGAAGGAGAGGCAGAAACAAUGGGAAAUAUGAAUUUCAGUGCAGAAAAGGUGAAAAUGAGGAGGGAAUCCAAUCGGAUUUCAGCUAGACUCUCAAGAUACAAAAAGGCAACUCAAAUGCAGAACUUACAGCACCAGGUCUUGCAUUUUAAACAACACCAUUUGUGCUUAAGAGAUUACAAAUACACAAGUAACUUGACUUAUGCUAAUUGUUGCAGCUUUCACUAUUAAGCUGAAAAUAAAUAUUUGGUGAAACGUCAGGCAGACUUAAUUCAGAAAUAUAGCAGUGCUGUCAUUGACAAUAGGGUAUUAAAGGCAAAUGUUGAAACCCUAGAAACAAAGGUGAAGCUGGUAGAGGAAAUCAUUAAGAGGUUCACAAGCACACACGAUGUGCCCCAAGUUGUCUCUAGCUUAACAUCCCUGGGCUUCCCCCUCAGUGCAUCCCCAUCAAAUGGUGCCCAUGAAACUUUUGUGCCUACCCAGAAUACCCCAUUUAAUUACUUCACCUCUGUGACAACCAAUGGCGGUGUAAACAACAUUUACACCCCUGAGGCAACUUCGACAUUCCAAAUUCAGGACCCAGUGGCUUUGUUGCAGAUGCAGUCUGAAUCAAGCUUGGAACAUCUACAAAGGAGGGUGUGUGAUAGUGCUCCAAGUUCAUCAGUGCUCGCACCACAAGAAGUUACUUCAUUCAAUCCAAAUGAGUUCAUCAACAUGGGGAUGCAAUAG